Messenger RNA from Mizuhopecten yessoensis (Yesso scallop), 1829 nucleotides. RefSeq lists its product as uncharacterized. The record is from RefSeq and is a predicted model, not a curated record. Bases 20 to 1111 code for a protein of 363 amino acids. NCBI's taxonomy places the organism in Eukaryota, Metazoa, Mollusca, Bivalvia, Pectinida, Pectinidae. The transcript is spliced from 4 exons.
UUGGAUAAAGGAUUUUGUCAUGAAGAGUGUGCGCCAAAAAGCGUUAUUCCUGUGGAGGUACAUCUGCGGUUUAAUUAAUCGCCAUCCUGCUGAUAUUGUUCAGUUUUUCCCGCUGAAGGGAUACUACCUUCUAUGUCUCGUUAUAUACCUCCAAAUAACCAAAGAAUUACCCGACGAGGGAUGGAAUGAUUCUUCAGAAUCACUCUACACCCCGCCUCCAACUAAACCAAAUGAAGCUUUCAACAGCGAUUCUUUGGAUCCAGAAAUAACGUUUGUGACAGCAUACUUCAGUCUUGGCAGGUUCAAGAAAGGCGACGGAGACGUGUAUUUUGAUGUCGCAACCUACUCCAGGUGGAUGAAUCAGUUUGCCAAUUUCAACAACAAUGUUAUAGCUUUUACAGACGUACCGGAGGUAGCUUAUCAGUUGUUUAUUCUACGUAAGCAUCUUCCGAAAGAACGAACCAAGAUUUUUAUGAAAAACCAGGAUGAUAUGUGGGCGUUUAAACUUGCCCCGAAAAUAAAGAACAUUUUUGCGCAGCCAGACUACCCAAAGUACCACCCAAAUACAGUGUUAGAGCGUUAUCCUUGUGCUAUGCACGCCAAAUACGAGUUAAUAGAAACGGUGAUACGAGAACGAAUGUUUCAUACUAAGUACUUGGCAUGGAUUGAUAUUGGUUAUUUUAGGGACAAUUAUGGGAAAAUAUUUCACCUAGACAUACCUUCCGAUUUUCGGAACGAUCACAUUGCCUUUUUACAGAUGGGGAAGUUUGAACGAGGCCGCACUGCAUCAUCAAUUAUAAAAGAUAAUAUAUUUUGGAUCGCUGGAGGAAUAUUAAUAGCGAGACCGGAGUACCUAAUUGUGUUCAUUGAAGACUAUAAGCGAGCAGUAGAAAACCUUAUCAGCCGGAACUUGAUGAGUACUGACCAACAGGUGAUAUACAUAAUGUAUACAAAGGCAGAGGACAUGCGCCCUCGUCUUCCCGUGCAAACAUACAGCGCUUUCUGUAAAUGUGACUGGUUCUAUCUCGGCAAGCGCUGUAUAGAGGAGUGGCGCAAGUCACUAAAACCCCAAAGUAAGGUCAUAGAGGCAUUCCAUCGAAAUAUGUUGUAAUUCUUGUUAAGUAUUUUAACAGAUGAUGUUUGGUCAUUUAAUACCCGGUAGAGCGUACAAGAAGUGGAUCAGUGUGCCUAUUUACUAUGCCACUACCUUAUUUACUCAAUACAAAAAUAAGUUGUUCGACUUUUAAUCUUACAGAUUAGCACUAUUAAUUUUGCUCCAUUAGCAUUAGUUACAUGUAGCAUAGGACCGCUUCAUAGCUCUGACGACGCAAUAUAUAAAAAAUAUCUCGUCUUCAAAAGGCUACGUUAUCGCAGCUAGCUUUUACCCUGUAUUCACGGUCCUUUGAUCUAGUUUUCUAUCAAUCGUGUAAUAACCUGUUUCCAAUCUACCUCUAUCGACAAUUUUAGGGACUGCAGACAAACUCCCUCGGCCAAUACCGUAAGCAAGAGGUGGGCGAAGUUUCCACUGGCCUGACCGACCCGUCUAUAGAGCUAGAGGCAGCAAACCAGAUGACAAUAAAAGAAUAGCUUUGGCUCUAGAUAGGUUUUGGUUUGAAUGUUGAUUUUUAAACAACAUUCAUGCAUUUUAUAUAGACAUAAAUAUAACAAUUAAAGUACGGGAUUCGUGAUAUAGCAAGUUUCAGGUUCCCUCCCUUUGAUCAGACUUUUCUCUUAGGCUGCAUCUCAGGAAAAAACAUGGGCUCAGAGAACCAAACCUUGAAAUCGAAAUUGAAUUUCCCUACAGCAAACUUUAACUGUAUACCACAGUA